This is a messenger RNA of Sitophilus oryzae (rice weevil), 2994 nucleotides long. Its product is annotated as puromycin-sensitive aminopeptidase. Lineage: Eukaryota; Metazoa; Arthropoda; Insecta; Coleoptera; Curculionidae. Bases 56 to 2866 code for a protein of 936 amino acids. Gene Ontology annotation, biological process: proteolysis; peptide catabolic process. Gene Ontology annotation, molecular function: zinc ion binding; metalloaminopeptidase activity; peptide binding. The record is from RefSeq and is a predicted model, not a curated record. The transcript is spliced from 12 exons. Gene Ontology annotation, cellular component: cytoplasm.
GUGGUUGAAAAAUAAACCGUUUUCCACAAAUAAAAGAAAGCCGGUGUCGUUUUCAAUGUCAAACAGUAUUGUCCGCCUAUUCAGUACCUUUCGUCGCCCAACGGGUUCUUUGAGAAAUUGGUGCACUUGGAAAGAAGUACCGUUAUCCGGCCGUUUCCCUCACCGCUUUCGAACGGACCGCCUCAGCCCGUACAUUGUGUCAGUGGGGUAUCGGCAGUGUUUGUAUUCUUCGGUUAACGGUGUUGCGAGAAAUUUUUCGAGUUCGGUCACUCAAAUUGCGAACAAGAUGCCUGAAGCGACGAAACCCUUUCAGAGAUUACCACCAAAUGUAAAACCGAAACAUUACAGAUUGAGCCUGGUACCAGAUUUUAAGACGUUAACUUUCAAAGGGGAUGUUUCCAUAAGAAUUGAGGUCGUUGAUUCUACAGACGAGAUCUCUUUGAACGCUGCAGCCUUGAAAAUAGACUCUGCUGAGAUUAAGGGCGAUAAAGUUUUCAUUCCCAAAGAUAUUCAAGUUAAUCAGAGCGAUGAGACAGUCACCUUUAAAUUCGACACACACAUUUAUCCUGGUUCUUAUAGUCUGGACAUCGUUUUUAAUGGUGAUGUUAAUGAUAAAAUGAAGGGUCUGUACAAAAGCAAAUAUGUUAAUGAAAAUGGAGAAGACGCCUACGCAAUUGUGACUCAAUUUGAGGCUACAGAUGCAAGAAGGUGUUUUCCCUGUUGGGACGAGCCAGCCCUUAAAGCUACCUUCGAUAUCAGUCUAGUAGUACCUAAAAACUUAGUAGCUCUAUCCAAUAUGCCUGUUAAAGAUCAGCAAAUUAAGGGUGAUACAGUGCGAUACGACUUCGAGAAAACUCCCGUUAUGUCUACCUAUCUUGUGGCUGUUGUGAUCGGAGAAUACGACUAUGUAGAGGAUCGGUCCAGCGAUGGAGUAUUAGUCAGAGUGUACACACCAAAAGGCAAAAAGGAACAGGGGCGUUUUGCUUUAGAAAUAGCCAGUAAAGUACUUCCUUAUUACAAGGAGUACUUCAAUAUCGCCUACCCGCUGCCAAAAAUAGAUCUAAUUACAAUAGCAGAUUUUAGUGCAGGCGCAAUGGAAAAUUGGGGCUUGGUCACAUAUCGUGAGACGGCCCUUUUGGUAGAUCCACAAAACACGUCUGCAAUAAGUAAACAAUAUGUAGCUUUAGUAGUAGGUCACGAACUUGCCCACCAGUGGUUUGGAAAUCUAGUCACUAUGGAAUGGUGGACACACUUAUGGUUAAAUGAAGGUUAUGCUUCAUUCGUGGAAUUCUUAUGCGUAAACUACCUCUUUCCCGAAUAUGAUAUUUGGACACAAUUCGUUAACGAAUCAUAUAUAAGAGCUUUAGAAUUAGAUAGUUUGGACAACUCUCAUCCCAUAGAGGUUCCAGUGGGAAAUCCCCGUGAAAUAGAUGAAAUUUUUGAUGAUAUCAGUUAUAACAAAGGCGCCAGUGUUAUCAGAAUGUUGCAUCACUAUAUUGGCGACGAAGAUUUUAGGAAAGGUAUGCAUCUGUACCUUACCAAACAUCAGUACAAAAAUACGUUUACCGAAGAUCUCUGGGAAGCGUUGGAAGAAGCGAGCAAAAAGCCCGUGGCCGAAGUCAUGUCCACGUGGACGAAACAAAAAGGUUUCCCAGCGGUGACAGUAGACAGCCGACCGUCCCCAGGCGGUGUAACUCUUACCCUUUCCCAGAGUAAAUUUACCAGCGACGGCUUACCUCCUUCCGAAAACUACCUCUGGAUGGCCCCCGUUUCAAUAUCCACAUCCAAAAACCCCGGUAAAGAGGUCGCUUCGAUCGUACUGAAAGAACCCAAGACGGAGUUGUUCGUACCGGACGUAAGUGAAUCCGACUGGAUAAAAGUCAAUCCUGGAACGAUCGGUUUUUACCGUACCAGGUACCCGCCGGAAAUGCUGGAGCGUUUAUUGCCGGCUAUCAGGGACCAAACCUUACCUCCUCUGGACAGGUUGGGACUCAUCAAUGAUUUGUUCGCUAUGGUCAAGGCCGGUCACACGGGUACGGUGGAAGCGUUGAAGUUGCUGAAAGCUUUCGAGGGUGAGACGAACUACAACGUUUGGUCUUCUAUCAACGGAAUAUUGGCCAGGCUAUCGCAACUGUUGGGCGGAACGGAAUAUAGGCAGAGUUACGAAAAUUACCAAAAGGAAUUGUUAAGCAACGUUUAUAAUCGCUUGGGCUGGAAGAGUAAAUCUGGCGAAACUCAUCUCGACACUCUACUGAGAAGUUUAAUUUUGUGCCGAAUGGCAUUGCUAAAUGAUCCUAAAACUAUUGAAGAGGCCAGAACAAGAUUAGAUAAGCAUGUAGAAGGAAAAGAGGUUUUGCCUGCUGACUUGAGAACUGCUUGCUAUAAAGCUGUUCUUCACGCAGGAGGACAACAGGAAUUUGAUACUCUUUUGAAACUAUACCGAGCAACUGAUCUACACGAAGAAAAGGAUAGAAUAAGUCGGUCAUUAGGAUCGGUUAACGAUGUGGAAUUAUUAAAGAAAGUUUUGGAGUUUGCCAUGUCGGAUGAAGUUCGCACCCAAGACAAAGUUUUCGUCAUAAUCGCCGUGUCGCUCAACGCCAAAGGCCGGGACCUGGCUUGGGAAUUCUUCAAAACGAACUGGACCAAAAUCAAGGAGCUCAUAAGCGGUUCUCUGCUGACCAGUUUCGUCAAGUAUCUGACCGAGAACUUCUCGACCGAGGAAAAGUUGCGCGACGUAGAACGCUUCUUCCAGGAGCAUUCGACGCCCGGUACAGAAAGAACCGUUCAGCAAUCAGUCGAAACGAUACAGCUAAACAUCAAAUGGCUAGAAAGGGACGGGGAAUCGAUCCGGAAGUACCUUAGUUAAUAUUUACUGCGACCUCAGCGUGGUCACGAAAGGUUGGUUGAGAUGGCAAUUUUUAAAUGAAGAUUUUUUAGUCUUGAAACAUUAUUUUUAUUUUAUGUAUUUAUUGAAUAAAAAAUAUAGAACUUAAA